Molecule: messenger RNA, 5364 nt
Organism: Dromaius novaehollandiae (emu)
Lineage: Eukaryota; Metazoa; Chordata; Aves; Casuariiformes; Dromaiidae
Product: D(1)-like dopamine receptor
Exons: 1
Coding region: 1-1374 (457 amino acids)
Biological process (GO): adenylate cyclase-activating adrenergic receptor signaling pathway
Cellular component (GO): plasma membrane
Molecular function (GO): G protein-coupled receptor activity
Source: RefSeq, a predicted model, not a curated record
AUGGAGGCGGCGGCGGCGGCGGGGGGCGCGCGGGCCCUGCGGGUGCUCACGGGGUGCCUGCUGGGCGCCCUGGUGCUGAGCACGGUGCUGGGCAACGCGCUGGUGUGCCUGGCCGUGCUGCGCUUCCGCCACCUGCGCGCCAAGGUCACCAACUGGUUCGUGCUGUCGCUGGCCGUCUCCGACCUGUGCGUGGCCCUGCUGGUGAUGCCCUGGAAGGCGGUCACCGAGGUGGCCGGCGGCUCGUGGCUCUUCGGCAGCCGCUUUUGCGACACCUGGGUGGCCUUCGACAUUAUGUGCUCCACCGCCUCCAUCCUCCACCUCUGCAUCAUCAGCCUCGACCGGUACUGGGCCAUCGCCAGCCCCUUUCGCUACGAGCGUAGGAUGACGCAGCGCCUGGCCUGCGCCAUGAUAGCUGUGGCCUGGGCCCUCUCCAUCCUCAUCUCCUUCAUCCCGGUGCAGCUACAUUGGCAUAAAGCCCCGGACAGGAGGCCGCCAGGGUCCUGGCUGCCCAGGACGCCCCGCUGUGACAUCCGCCUGAACCGCACGUACGCCAUCACCUCCUCCCUCAUCAGCUUCUACAUCCCCGUGGCCAUCAUGAUCAUCACCUAUACCCGCAUCUACCGAAUCGCCCAGGCCCAGAUCCGCCGCAUCUCCAGCCUCGAGCGAGCCGGGGGGCAAUGCCUGGCUCUCAGCAAGGAGCCUACCUCCUCCUUACGGAGCUGCCUGCGCAAGGAGACCAAGGUGCUGCAGACCCUCUCCGUCAUCAUGGGCGUCUUCGUUUGCUGCUGGCUGCCCUUCUUCCUGCUCAACUGCCUGCUGCCUUUCUGCCAGCCUGCGCCGGAGAGUAGCCACGAGGGGCAGUCGCCCUGCAUUGGCCAAACCGCCUUCAACAUCUUUGUGUGGUUUGGCUGGGCCAACUCCUCCGUGAACCCGGUGAUCUACGCUUUCAACGCGGACUUCAGGCGGGCGUUCAGCAGCCUGCUGGGCUGCCAGUGCUUCUGCUGUGGCACAGCCAGGUCCACCGUGCAGAGGGUCGACUUCAGCAAUGAGCUAGUGUCCUAUCACCAUGACACCACCUGCCAGAAGGACGGAGCUGCCUCGUCCUCGGUGCCACCCGCUGCCGUGGCCGCCUGGGUGCAGCCCGCGCCCCGUGCCACAAGCCUCCGGGGAGAAGGCAGCAGCGAGGGGCCACCUGUGGAGAAAAGGCCUGCGACUCCCCAUACGGAGGCUGCUCCCGGCAGCAGCCCCAAGUGUCUUCCUGUGCCAGCCACCUUGCCGUUUGACUGUGAGGCAGAGAUAUCCCUGGAAACGAUUACUCCCUUUGCAGGGCUUGGUGGAGGUGAAAGACCCCGUCACCGUAUUCCGGAGGGAUAAGCGGUGCUGCGUUCACACACAGCUGUCCCAGACCCGGGCAUUCGCUUGGCUUCCAUGUAGGAUAGUCCUCUCCCCCAGCAAACAGUGUCCUGCACGAGAGGGGCGAGAGCCUGCAGCUCUUACCCCGGAAGGUGAGAGGCAUAUAAUGUCUAUCCCAAAAGCGCAGCAACUCCAUAUUGACAUCUUCCGCCUGUCACCUUCAGCCCUUGCUCUCGCUCACAUUUCCCAUGCAUUUGUUCACCCACCCCUCUUCUAUCAAUAACUUCUAUGAUUUUUGUUGAGAAUGAAUUAGAUCAAAACAAAACCAAGACUCUAUAAUAUCAUCUCAUGCAGAUAAGUUAAUCUUAGAUUUAGCUACAUUUCUAAAAAAAACACAUUUUUUUCCUCAUGGCUUCACAUCAUACAGUUGCACACUUCUGGUCUUAAAGCUCUGUGUUUGGUUUUAGUUCUGUAUUUAUUUCAGAGCUGAGUGUCUGGAUUUAAAUCUCUGACUCAGUGAUUAGUCUCUUAAAAAUUGCUCAACUGAAACAUCACCAUCUUAUUGUGAAGUCGAAAGCAUGCCAAAAACCUGGAAAAAACAAGUUGCUUUUAUGUAGGGCCCUAGGCACAGUUUCAGGUGCCUAACUUUGGUGUCCAGGCUUAAUGAUACUGACCUAGGAUCUUCCUCAUCUUCAGAUGUUAGAAAAUCUGUUACUGCAUAAAGUUGAGGUAACAGCAGCAGCUAAUCAGUACAGCAUCUGAUAACUAACAAUACAAUUCCAGAGCAACUUAAGCUGCUCUAAACUAAGACUGCUGCAAUCUUUCCUUUCUCGUGUUGGUUUAGGCAGCUGAUCCUUCCAGAAAGUAAUCUGGUCAAAGAAAAACAACCCAACCCGACCAAACAAAAAGACCCUGGGUUAUCUCUCUGAACCCAUCCACUGCUUGUUCGUAGGAAUGCCAGUGCUAGUAGAUGGGAAGAGGUUGGACUGCAAGGAUGAGGGCAGGUAGGGGGUGGCAUUCAGAUUUAAACUUCCUACAGAAUUAAACUUCCUACAUCCUCUGAGAAAAAAGCUGGCAAUCUUUCUUUGCAAUACACUAGUUGUAAUCUCAUCUUCAGGCAUGAAAAGAAGCAAAACAAGCAAAAUAAAAUAUGAUACCAAUGUGCAUGAGCAGAAGAACCUUCUGUGGGGGGCUAGUUGAUGCCCCAGAUAUGUAGAAAGACAUGGGACAGCUGUGGACAUGCCAGAGAAGAGCUACAAGAACAACCAGCAACACAGGAAAUGAACUACAACAAAAGGCAGAACAAGUUGUAGCCGGAGUGUUUAAAGGAGAGAAGAUACAGAGGAACAUGGCAAAACCUAAGGGAACACAGCAGCACCUCACUAUCCUUCGCCUCCUUAUCCAUCGCUUGGGAGUUCUGUUGCUGAUCAUUUAAUACUGUGCUCUGCCAGCCACCACCAUUACCCCAUUUUUCUGUCCUUCGCCUAUGAUUGAGUCAAUUGGCCUUGAUGCUUUCAAAGGAAAAUGAUGACAAUGAUGAAAAUGCAACAGUUCAGAAAGAGGCAGCAAGAACGCUUACACUAAAAGAGUUAUCGUGGGCAUUCAGUCUCAUAGGUGGCACAGCUGAGGUUUUUCAGGACAGUGAUCCAUUCUGGAAAGCCAGCUACUGAAAAGCACGGCUAAAGAACCAGCAUUUCCUCCCAGAGAUCCUGCUCUUGUCUCUCCAUCCUCUGCCCAUAUACUGUCCCUGUGAAUUUAAACUGUGUGUAGUGCUUAAGUCCCUGCACACAUUCCCCCUCUAUCGCAUUAAUUCAUAUAGGAAAAUUGCUUUGCUGUCCAUUGAAUUGCUAACCAUUGCACUUCUCAGAAAUGCAUCCUUGAUGGAUAGUGGGGUUGGGGCUGAAAUCUGCUCACCAUGGCCAGGAUUGUCAGGACAAAAAGCAAUGGGCUUAACUGAAGUCAGAAAGACCAAGAUAAAACAUUGGAAAAACUUUCUAAGAAUAAGGAUAAUUAAGCACUGCAAUAGAUCACCUAGGAAGGUUACGAAGUCUCCAUCAGGGAAAGUUUUUAAGACGAUAUUACCAAACAGCCAUCAGAAAUGACACAGACAUUGUUAAUCCUGUCUUGGGGCAGAGUAUAAUGAUCUGAGAUCCCUUCUAGUCCUGCUUCACUGUGACAUGAUUCCUUAAGGCAGCAGGGAGGUUAAGAUGUUUGAAUUUUUGUUUGCAUCUGAUCAUCCUUAGCAAAAGGGCAUACAGAUAAGAACUUCAAGACUACAUUUGGAUAGUUGCCUUUCUCUUAGUGAUUAUCCAUUUUUGUUAGGCUUUAACAACUAUCAUUCAACAUGCUUGAUGUUUCACCUGGAGAGUAAUCCUGAAAUCAGUUCACAUAUAUGAGAUCUAUAUUUUUCAUUUUGAUUCCCUUUGACAAUUUUCUAGGCUUUGUUUUCUGAAGCAUACAUAGAUUGAGCUGCUAAAGUGUCCAUAUAUAUCUGCUAGAGGAUUUUCCUUGCUACAUUUCUUUAUUCUUGUACAAACUGGAAAAUCCUAUGGUAAGACAGUCAGCAUGUUUUAUCUCCUCCAAAAAGCCAAAAUUAUAUCCUAGAGCUAUAAAAGACAUCUCAUCUCACCCCCUCCUCCUCCACACUAAAACCCAUCCUGGGGAGACACCGACACACCCGAUAAAACACUGCCCUGAAGUGCAGCUCCCGCGCUGCCUGUUGCAAGAGCUUCAGCUCACGCCAUCCCUCAGAGGGUCCCCUCUGCCUGCCCACACACGUCUUCGUGCACGUGGGCUAGCAGUCUUCUGGCAGUCAAGGCCACACAGAGUUAUUAUUCACAACAGCUUUUCUGAGUGUGUGUAAAGUCUUGUUAUUAGAGAUCAAAGCUGUUAAUUAAUGGAAGGGAAAGGUUUAUCUUCUCUGCAUAUGGGAGCUGUCUGGCUCAGGAAGUCUUCUGGACUUAAUAGAUCUAAUGAUGAAAGCUUAGCAUAUGACAGAGUGGGUUGCAGAAAUUAAGCAAGGAAUAUAUGUAAAUAAUUUUCUCUAAAGAGUAAUCACAAAUGCAUGGUAGCUUUGACUUAUGAAACUAUAUUUGUGUUAAGAAUGGGAAAAGCUAUCUUUAUCAGUUCUUGUGACUACAGUUUAAAUAAGGUUCACUAACAAGUCAGACUGUACUUGAAAAUAAAAGGAUAUUUAUUUAAAGAAGAAGAAAAUAUGGCUUUGACUGAAGCUUUCUAAAUGGACAAUUUAAAAUAACGCUUUGUAAGUGAUGCUGGAAAGAAGUGUUUGCACUUUAUAAUGGUCAUUACUGAUGCGCAGAUGUUACACAGAACUAUAUUCUAAAGUUGUAAUAUCUGAUGUGCAGUGUGAUGUUCAAGGCUGCAAUAAAUUUUAGAAAUUGUGUAUUAUAAAUUGUGUAUACUCCUUUUGAGUGGCAUAUAACUGAAGGUACUUCAUAUUAAAGCUACACUGCACAGCCCUUCAGACUGUUAAUGGCAUCUUCUACUAUUGUUGACUUAAUAAUAUAUAAAUAUUCAUACUGUAUGUAUCAUACUGUUUUUUUAUUUUCCUAAGCUAUAUAAGGCUCCUGAACAUUAAUCUGACUACAGAACAAGCAGUUCUGUGAACAGUAAAUGAACAAAACCUAUUUUCCUAAAAAUUUUUUUCUAAUGAUUGACUGAUUUCUCACUGACAUUUUUCUCAUGACAGGUAAGGCUGCUGUGUUAGAUUAGAUAAAGGCUCAGUUAAUAUUGUUAGGUUCCAGUCUGAUGAGAUACAUUCAAAUUAUUACAAAAAGCCACAGAUUUACUUCAGCAGAAAUUAAGAGGCAAAAUUCUUUCCUCCUUACACCAUUGCAAUUACUCAAAAGAAAUGCUUUCCAAAGCAAAACUUUGCCAGCAUUUUGUUAGCCAUUUCUGGGUCACAGCUUCCUUGGCUUGGUAGAACAAAAUGAAUCACAAAUGGUAAACCUAUUAUUUUAGGGAGAUCUACAAAGAGCUCUUCUUCUAACA